UGUUAUGGUCGGAGGUGGCAUGUAUUUAAGUUUAUGAUGCAAGAUAAUGUAAGGAGAAAACAUAGAUAUCAAAGCUCAUAAAAAGGGUCCACACCCAAAGAACCUUAUCCAGUCCCAACCAAUGAAUUUUCAUUUCUGUUUACAUCCAAACCUACAGGCACUAUCCACUCCCUAGUCUCAUUCUACAUCACAAUUUGACUUCCAAGGAAAAUGUUCUCUCAUCUUCAUUUGAAUCUAAACAAACCCCCCAAGGGUGCGAUACAGAGUCAAUGGCCCAUUCACUAACUCCUGUUCCAGCCAGUGCAACAACACCCAUUGCCAAAUCAAAGAAGAUUCCUUGUCUAGGACUGCACAGAGUAUGGGCUUGCCACCAGAGACCAAAUCAUGUCUUAGAUGAUAAACUUGUUCAUCGCAGGACUGUGACAUUGAGCUUGGCAGGUGCAGUGCUAGGUUUGAAUGUUGGUGACCGGAUUGCAAAUGCAGCUAGAAGGCCUCCACCUCCUCCACCGGAGGAGAAAGAGGACCCCAAUGUGAGUGGUGUGCAGGCAAAAGUACUAGCUAGCAAGAAGAGGAAGGAAGCAAUGAAACAAGCUGUAGCUAAGAUGAGGGAGCAAGGCAAACCUAUCGAUGCACCAUCACCAUCUGAAUAGUGGUCUUAGAUUAUCAAUGCUGGAAAAAUAUACUCGUCUUUCGAGAGGGAAAACUGUACUACUCCAAUAAGCAACUUAGUAGAGUUUUAAUUCAUUUUGGGCAUGUCUUGUUCAAUAAAGAAGAAUACGUGACUGAAUAUAUAAACUAAGUUUGUUUCA
This is a messenger RNA of Theobroma umbraticum, 809 nucleotides long. RefSeq lists its product as uncharacterized. The record is from RefSeq and is a predicted model, not a curated record. NCBI's taxonomy places the organism in Eukaryota, Viridiplantae, Streptophyta, Magnoliopsida, Malvales, Malvaceae.